Drosophila albomicans is the source of this 5255-nucleotide messenger RNA. RefSeq names its product ATP-binding cassette subfamily G member 4. The coding region runs from base 725 to 2761 and encodes 678 amino acids. NCBI's taxonomy places the organism in Eukaryota, Metazoa, Arthropoda, Insecta, Diptera, Drosophilidae. The record is from RefSeq and is a predicted model, not a curated record. The transcript is spliced from 12 exons. Gene Ontology annotation, molecular function: ATP hydrolysis activity; ATP binding; ABC-type transporter activity. Gene Ontology annotation, cellular component: plasma membrane.
ACAUUUUCGUUUCUCGGUGCAACAAGUCGUUGACGUCGUCGUCGUCCCAACAUUGAUGUUGUUGCAUGCAUAAAAACGCCCGCUACACAGUGUUUAGAGAGUGGAAAUCUGCAGCAGUUACAAAUGCAGCCCUAAAUAGAAAGUGGAGUGAGUGCAAUGCAACGCAACGCUGUGCCGCACACAUUAUUUCAAAUCGAAAUUUAGUACAAAGCACUAGUGAUACUGAAGCCUACAUAGUGUCUUAAGUCCGAUCAAUGAACCUGAAAAUUGACAAAGGCGUAAAACGUUCGACUUUACUACGGAAUCAAUGCAUUAUUAAUUGUAUGCAGCAGAACUUUGACUUCCGUCAAUAAUGUAUCUAGUGUACAAGUAGAACAUUCUUAGUAUGAAACCCAUUCUUGAAUUAUUUCAAAUGCUUUCCGCGAUAGAUAGCCCAUGUUCGUUGUUCAACAGAAGUGACUCUAAUUAAUUAAAGCGAAAUAUGAGAACAAUUUGAAACCCUCAUAUUUUUGUAUGUCGCGUCGCCAGUAAGCAUUAAACACUUGUGGAGAACAGCUGAACUUAAUCUGUCGCUUAUUAACUGUUCUCUCGACUUACAGAACAGUAUACAGAAAACCACGAAGCUAUUCAGAUAAAGAACGGCAUAACCAGACGCUCCUUCACUUUAAAUAUGGACUGAUUUAGAAAUUAAUAUUUAAACUGUACAUUAAUUCUCGAAUUCACAAUGGAAAUGGAUGCUAGUGUUAAGACCACCACAUACUCUCAAAGUGGUAGUUCAAUAGAUUACAGUAGCGAUAUCAAUGCUAUUAGUGUAGAACUACCCGAACCAGAUGAUUAUCAAUCUUUGAAUGGCUUUAAAUAUUUGCCUGCCUGGCCAGCUGUUAACUUGGAGUUUUCAGGUCUUACAUUCGAAGUGCCUGACGAAAAUAAUGCUCCAAAAACAAAGAAAAUCUUACGUGACAUUCAUGGGGAGUUCCGUUCCCAUGAGCUGAGUGCAAUUAUGGGGCCAUCCGGUGCAGGGAAAACCACACUAUUAAACUUAUUGGCAGGAUUCGGCUCUUUUAGUUCAUCUGGAGAAAUUCUAGUUAAUAACAACCCGCGUGAUAUGAGAAUCUUUCGCAAAAUGUCUAGAUACAUUAUGCAGACGGAUAUUCUCGACCUACAGUUCACAGUUAGCGAAUUAAUGUUAUUAGCCGCCAACUUGAAACUUGGAAACGAAUUAAAAUUAGAACAAAAAAUUGAAGUGAUAGAUGAAAUAUUAGGAAUGCUACGCUUAAAAGGUGCUCAACACACAAAAACUGAUAAAAUCUCUGGAGGUGAACGGAAACGUCUUUCCAUUGCAUUGGAAUUAGUUAACAACCCACCAAUAUUAUUUCUAGACGAACCAACAACAGGCCUGGACGAUCUGUCUAGUUCCCAAUGCAUAACAUUGCUGAAAAUGUUGGCAUCCGGUGGACGCACCGUCAUUUGCUCUAUACAUACACCCUCGGCUAAGAUUUUUGAAAUGAUUGACAAAGUCUACGUUCUCGCUGAAGGACAGUGCAUCUACCAAGGGAGCGGUGUAAACAUUGUCCGCUACAUGAAUCACAUAGGACUAUCAUGUCCGCUCACCUACAACCCUGCAGACUUCAUAAUUGAAGUAGCAUGUCAUGAAUACGGAAAUGGAUAUCAUAAUCAGAUGGUAGAAGCUGUACGCAAUGGCAGAGUCUUCCGCUGGUCUCCAUCCACGGAAGAUGGUAAGAAGACUCCAACCAAAUCAGAUACAACGUCAGGAGCCUCAACGUUCUACGAAAUUGAUCAGUUCGAGGAAGAAAUGAACCCAGAACUAUUAAUAUCGAAAUCAAGUUGGUGGAUGCAGUAUAAGUUACUGCUUGUGCGAAUGAUGAUACAAAUGUGGAGAGACAAAUCGCACAUCAAACUGAAAUUCUAUAUGAACAUCAUUCUUGCUCUAAUUGUUGGUGGACUUUAUCAGGGAGUGGGUCGUCAAGCUUCUAAAGCUCUUUUCAAUUUCGGAUUUAUGUUCACCAUUGUGAUAGCCUAUUUAUAUUUGCCAAUGAUGCCGGUGCUACUACAAUUUCCGACCGAGAUCAAAUUAUUAAAACGUGAAUACUUUAACCAGUGGUAUCGAUUGAGCUCCUAUUACGCCGCUAUGCUCUCUGCCAAAUUACCUUCAAUGUUUAUCUUGGCUGUUAUUUAUCUAUCAAUAGUGUAUUUAAUGUCGAGCCAGCCUCUGGAAUGGUUUCGAUUUAUCAUGCUCUUCAUUAUCGCUUUUCUAACGGCUCUCACUUCGGACAGCUUUGGCUUGCUGAUCUCCAGUAGGCUCAGCUUAGUGAAUGGCAUGUUCAUGGGACCUGUUCUUGCUGUCCCAUUAAUCUUACUUUCCAUUUAUGGCAUUGGUUAUGGCAAGGAUGCCUACAUUUCCCCGAUCAUGCGAUUUCUAAUGUCGCUCAGUUUCUUACGACACGGUAUGGAAGGAUUAGUGGCCGCUUUAUACGACUAUGGAAGAGGGGAUACUAUAUGUGAGGAUUCGGAAAUGUUUUGUAUGUUCAAAAAAUCACAGUUUUUGUUGAUGUUCCUCGGGUUUGAAAACAUGCAUUACUUAUGGUCCGUCUGUUGCCUAAUUGCAUUUUAUCUUUUCUUCACCGUUGCUGCCUACAUAUUGAUACGGAAACGAUUGAAAAGAACAGAGACAAAUCAUAUCGGUGCUUAUGUCUUACAACUCUUGACAAAAUACUUCAAUUUCACUUCCUAUAAUUAUUAGCUAUUGUCUAAGCCAUGGGUAGUUUAUUUUUUUAUAAUAAUUUCAAGUGUAUAAACUUACCGUAUACAAAUAACAUUUAAAGUGUGAAAAUAUUCCAAUUUUGUACUCCUCGUGUUUACAUAUGUGCAAAUGUAAUGGAUUUUAUAUGAGCAAAAGUAAAGAUGACGGGCUUUUACCAAUUUCAACACACGCGCAAAAAUAAACGAACACAAGAAAAAAAUUCACUCAAAAAAAAAAAAAACACCACAAUAGUAACGGCAAUAAUCGCAUACGUGUAGAAUAUUUAAAAACACGAUUUCACUCGCGGAAAUACAUACAUACGUAUGCAUGUAUACACAAAUGCAAUACUUUUUCAAUUGCUUCUAUUAUGUGAGCUUCUGAUUUAUUUUUCGGUGCUCCUACUAAAUUUCAAACACACACACAAACACACGCGCGCCAUUUCACUUGCACCAUUAAUUUUUAUACCAUUAAUUAGGUGCGUAAUACAUCAUUUUGUGUAUUGCCUUCAUUUUACCGUAUUCUGACAUUAUUCGAAAUACUUUUUAACGUAAAAAACUCUAUCGCGCACUCGUAAUUUGUUAAUUAUUUUGCAAAAACGUAUUCAGUUUACCGCUUGCCGUCGCGCGUUUUUCAACUGACAUUGUUUUUUCAUUCGAAUUUCACAACACUGAUGGACAGCAAUACCAAAGCUAAUUGCUGUGACCCUCAAGGUAAAUUGCUUACCACCAAUAUGUUGGUUGGUGCCUGCGCUAGGGAAGUUUUUUGCUUGUGCUUAUUUUAAUGUUGAUCAACACACAUGAAAAAUAUGCACACAAACAAAAAUUCACCACAAUAGUAACGGUUAACGGUCAACACACGUUAAAAAAAUUAACACAAAAAAAACAAAAUAGUAACGAUAACGGUAAAGCACGAUUUUAUUAAAAUUGAAAACACGAUAUCACUCGCGGAAAUACAUACAAACGUAUGCAUGUAUAUAAAUGCAAUACUUCUUUUAUUUGCUUCAAUUAUGUGAGCUUGUGAUUUAUUUUUCGUUGCUCCUUCUACAUUUGAAACACACACACAAACACACACGCGCCGUUUCACAUGCACCAUUAUUAAAACAUUAAUUUAGUGCUUAUUACAUCAUUUUAUGGAUUGCCUUCAUUUUCCCGUGUAGCGACAAUAUUCGAAACACUAACUACUGUAAAAAACUCGUUCGCGCACUCGUAAUUUGUUAUUAUUAUGGAAAAAGUUAUUUAGCUUACCGCUUGCCGACGCACUUUUUUCAACUGGACAUUGUUUUUUCACAAAUGAAUUUCACAACACUUAUUGACUGCAAAACCGAAGCUGAUUGCUAUGACGCUCAAGCUUAUUAUUAAGAAGGCCGAAUGACUUCGAAUUUGCUGCACCAAUUACCAGCAACACCAUAACUGAUUGCUAUGACACUUUAGAUGAACUGCCUAAAAAUAAAAUGGUUCUUGUCUGUGUUUACGAAGUUUUAUACUAUCCGGGUCAAUGUUAACGUUUACGAUCCAACGGUUUACAAGCUCUAAACAUGUUCGUCCCAAGCAUGACGAACUAUGUAAAUAAAUACCCAUUCUUAUGUAGGAAUAAAUUAUCCUAGUUUUAUCUCAAGAGGUACUAAUCAUUACUUUGAACAUCUAGAAUCUAGUUUCUAGGCAAUAUACACCUCAAAAGGUACUAAGCAUCUUAUCAUCAUAAGGAGAAUAUGAAUUGACUAGCUCGUAUAUCUCAUUUACCUGUAUGAUAAUGUAAUAAAAAUGAAAAGAAAAAGUUUACUUUGGAUAAACAUAUAUUUUGGAAGUAAUCCACUAUACCUCUCUGAAUGGGUAUUUCGUAGACGUAGCAUAUUUGACAAUCAUUGUAUUUGAGUAAGGGAAAUACACACACAAACAAUGUGUACUUAGAUAUACAAUUAUUUGGUUGUAUGCACAUAGAAUGUACAUUGUCUUUUGCUGGCCAGAUGGGUACAUAAUUUAUGGAUUUUUAUGUUACAAUAACGUAUUAAAUAAUUUAAAACUUUCCACUGUAUUUUAGAAAUAUAUUUUUGUAAAGGAAAAUACGGCAAAUACAAAACUUGUUAAGUGUAAGUAAUGUACAAAUAGGUUGUCUACAAUUCUGGUUUAAUACCACCACAUUGACAAGGGAAAGCAUAUUAUUUAUAAAAAGAAAUAUGUGCAUGAUCGUUGUUUUGUUUUACAGCCGUAAAAACCGAAAAGUCAAGAGAAAUCAGCUGUUGGUGGUAGCAACAAUUCAUUGUGAUAAAACUGAAGCUCUACAGUUAGUAUUUGAGCCUUCUUUUGAUAGUAUUAUAUGCAAACCAUUACAAAUAAGUUGUAUUAAUGGUAUCUCAUAUACAUACAUAUGUAUAAUUUAAAGUGGGAGGUUCUAGCUUAGAAAUGAAAGCCUAUGUAGCUGACAAGCCUAUUGCUUGCGUCACUUAUUUUGUAAACUAAAAAAGAACUAAAAAUUACGUCGUCGCUGCUGUUGAUUC